Molecule: messenger RNA, 2057 nt
Organism: Sipha flava (yellow sugarcane aphid)
Lineage: Eukaryota; Metazoa; Arthropoda; Insecta; Hemiptera; Aphididae
Product: NAD kinase-like
Exons: 9
Coding region: 211-1611 (466 amino acids)
Biological process (GO): NAD+ metabolic process; NADP+ biosynthetic process
Molecular function (GO): NAD+ kinase activity
Source: RefSeq, a predicted model, not a curated record
CCAGUGUUCAUCGUUCGCUCAGUCGUCGGCCGGCCGUCCAUCCGCGCACCGGUACACGUAUCAGUUUUGCCUCGCGCCGCAUCACUCGCCAGGAUCGCCAAGAACCAAGCGCGCACUCCCCCCGAAGACGUACGUGACGCGCGUGUUCUAGUUCGCACGUGCCACCACCGGUCGAUAGUGCUGCUACGUAUCGUCACCGGCGAACGGGCCAUGAAGGUGCGCCACGCCGAGGACGAAUUCAACGGCGCCGUCGGAGUCGGCAUCGCCGAGACGUCCGCGGACGUUCGGGUGGCCAAGCACUCGUGCGAGAAGCGCGCGGACACCGCCGGCACCACCGGUUGCCGCGACCGGUCCGCGUUCCACGGGCACGUGCCGCGCACGGACGUCGCGGGCUGCCAAAACUGCACCGUCGAGCAGCUACGCGUCCGCAAACCUCGACACCGGUCCGGAUCGUGGCCGAGGACGCGAUCGCUGAACGCCCCCAGCCCCGUCCAACAGUUCGGACCAUGUGGCCGUAUCAUGAAGAACUCCGCGAUGGUCAUAACGGUCCAGGAUCCGGCCAGCCAACGUCUUACGUGGUACAAGAAUCCACUGUCGGUGUUGGUGAUAAAAAAAGUUCGAGACAUGUCCGUGUUACCGCCGUUCAUACAACUCGUCAGAUGGCUGAUACAGGAGAAAAGCAUGAUUGUAUUCGUUGAGCACUCAGUGAUGGAAGACACUAUGCUCACUAGCAACUCAGGCUUUAUGGAAAUACGAGAGAAACUUAAGUCAUUCCAAGAUGGCAAAGACGAUCUGACCGAUAAAAUAGACUUUAUUAUUUGCCUAGGCGGGGACGGCACACUGCUCUAUGCUAGUCUAUUGUUUCAGAAAUCUGUACCACCAAUUAUGGCGUUCCAUUUGGGUUCACUUGGAUUUUUGACACCUUUUAAGUUCGAUAAUUUUCAACAGCAAGUGACCAAUGUACUAGAAGGACACGCUGCGCUGACAUUACGCAGUAGACUGAGAUGCAUAAUUGUUAGGAAAAAUGAGGAUAAAGAAAAACCACCAUUAAAUUUACUUGUGUUGAAUGAAGUAGUUAUUGACCGUGGGCCAUCACCAUAUCUGUCAAACAUUGACUUGUUUUUGGAUGGAAAACACAUUACAUCUGUCCAAGGAGAUGGUUUGAUUGUUUCAACACCAACUGGAAGUACGGCGUAUGCAGUUGCAGCUGGUGCAUCAAUGAUUCACCCAAGUGUUCCAGCUAUUAUGGUGACACCUAUAUGUCCUCAUUCUUUGUCAUUCAGGCCAAUAGUAGUACCAGCUGGUGUUGAAUUAAAAAUAAUGGUAUCACCAGAUAGUCGCAAUACGGCCUGGGUUUCAUUUGAUGGUCGUAGUCGGCAAGAGAUUUUUCAUGGUGAUAGCUUGCGAGUAACUACAUCCAUUUAUUCAGUACCAUCAAUAUGUGCUCAGGACCAGAUAACUGACUGGUUCGAUUCAUUAGCUGAAUGCCUACACUGGAAUGUGCGCAAACGACAGAAACAUUUUGAGGAACUGUCUGAUCUGACACAUUCCAAGUAUGAUGAUGCACUGGAUUCAACGUCCAAAGAUAAUUAUUUAUUAACUACGGACUAGCAGGGUAUAUUCAACGGAGUCUAACUAUAUCUAACAGAUACUUGAUCUUUCAGAUGAGAAGUACAUAUGCUACCAUUGGUGCUUUCAAAUGGACUUCAAAAUUAUGAAUAAUACAUUUCUUUUUUCUACUGUGUUGUAAAUAACUAAAAGGUUAUACAUUUUUGUGUGGCUGUUUUGGGGGUUUAAAAAUCCUAUUUAUCAUACAGUUAUAUAGUUGCAGUACUGACAUUUUAGUUUUUUUUGUUUAAUGUAAUGUGUCUUUAAUACAUAAUUGGUGAAUUAGAUGUACUUCAAUUGGUGAAAAUUAGUUUUUUUUACAAAACAGUACAUGUUGUAGUCAUUAAAUAACAAAUAAAUGUAGGAAUAAUUUAUUCUUGGAUAGAACUCAAUGAUUUCAUCUAGUUAUAUAAUUUCUCUCCUUUUUUAAGACAAUAUUUAAGUUUUAA